This is a messenger RNA of Diatraea saccharalis (sugarcane borer), 1121 nucleotides long. The record is from the annotation of a GenBank genome assembly. NCBI's taxonomy places the organism in Eukaryota, Metazoa, Arthropoda, Insecta, Lepidoptera, Crambidae.
UCAGUUUGAAAGCGCGCGCAACGCGCACUGUUUUGCAAUUGUGAAGUGGACUCGAGACAAGUCGCAACAACUUGCAAAUAUGAACAUCACGAUGCAUCUAGCGGUCGUAGCUGCGGUGUGCCUCUGCUUAGCUGAUGCGGGGCCUGAAGUGAGGGUAGCCCGAGCCAAGCAGCGUCCGACGCGUGGCUUUAAGAACGUCGAGAUGAUGACGGCACGAGGCUUCGGGAAACGAGACAGGCCUACCACUAGGGCUGAGCUGUAUGGUUUGGACAACUUCUGGGAGAUGCUCGAGGCGUCACCGGAAAGAGAAGGCCAAGAGGGAGACGGCAAAGCAAUCGAAAGUAUCCCAUUGGACUGGUUUGUUAAUGAAAUGCUGAACAAUCCGGACUUUACCAGAUCGGUGGUGCGCAAAUUCGUGGACCUCAAUCAGGAUGGACAGCUGACAUCGGAUGAGCUACUCAGGAACCCCGCCUAAAUCACUAUAGUUAAUACUCAAACACUCAUUGUUUUUAAUUAAUAUUUUAAAUGUUAAGUGAUACGUUCAACUAUUUAUAAGUUACAAAGUCUUGUAAUUAUGGUACUGUGAUAUGAAAGUGGAGUAACUUUGGUCAUUUAAAAAUAAUAUGUUAAUAUUUAAAAUAUGAACUUGAGUUUCAUUGUAUCUAUUAAUAAAUUAAAGAGAAUCUAAAUAUUGUUAUUCGAAGAAGCUAAUGGACUAAAUUAUCUAUUUAAUAAUUCAUUUAGGUAUCAUUGUCAAAUCCUUUCUAGUCAGUUUUUUUUAGUAAAAUAUGAACGAAUUUUAUUUCAAAUUAAUAUAUUAUUUGAUCUCAAUUUUUUAAAGCACUUAACCAUUUUUAUGUUAUUUAUUGUUUGUAAACAAAUUUUGGAAUAUUAAAUUAUUAAACAGGUAUUAAACAUAAUAUAAUAUUAAACAGGUUAUAAUCAGACAUAGAUUAACAAAUAUAGAUUAUGUAAACAAUAUUGUCAGUUGAAAUUAAUCUUAUAAAUUUUGAAAUUCAUUUGUCUAUUAAAUAUAAUUGGUUUCAUUAACAGUAAAUAAAAAAAUAUUUGGAACAAGAUAAAUUUGAAGUGGAAAGGCACUAUAAAACAUUUAAAUUAUU